AUGAUAUCCAGACAAUCAAGUAUACUAUUACUCCAGAGAAAUGCAUUUAAAAUAACCAGAACAUUAGCAACUGCACAAAGCACAACACCAACAGACCAAACCACUAAAAAGAUACCCAAAAGAAAAAAAACAGUAUUCAGUGAUGCCUUAAACAAAGGUCCCUCUUUUGACGAUUUCGUAAGUGGUAAAGCACAGGAUAUUCUUGAUCCUUUAGAAGCAGCCCGAAAAGAUCCAAAUCAAAGAUUACCUUCUUGGUUAAAAGUGCCCAUCCCUAAAGGGAAAUCAUUCCAUAAUGUGAAAAAUGACGUUCGUGAAUUAAAAUUGGCUACUGUUUGUGAAGAAGCAAAAUGUCCAAAUAUUGGUGAAUGUUGGGGUGGGAAAAAAUCAGAAGCUACUGCUACGAUUAUGUUGUUGGGAGAUACAUGUACUAGAGGAUGUAGAUUUUGUUCAGUGAAAACCAAUCGUACUCCUUCAGCUCCUGAUCCUAAAGAACCAGAAAAUACUGCUGAGGCUAUUAGUAGAUGGGGAUUGGGAUAUGUUGUUUUAACCACUGUUGAUCGUGAUGAUUUGAUAGAUGGUGGUGCAGCACAUUUGGCUGAAACUGUUAUGAAGAUUAAACAAAAGGCACCUCAAAUCUUGGUUGAAGUUUUAAGUGGGGAUUUUAGAGGUGAUUUGAAUAUGGUUGAGAUAUUGGCUGGAUCAGGGUUGGAUGUCUAUGCUCAUAACUUGGAAACAGUUGAAGAUUUGACUCCUCAUAUUAGAGAUCGUAGAGCUACUUACCGUCAAUCCUUGGCAGUUUUACAAAAAGCAAAAGAAGCGAAACCAGAUUUAGUGACCAAGACAAGUUUGAUGCUUGGAUUUGGUGAGAAUGAUCAACAAGUUUUACAAACUUUGAAAGAUUUACGAGAAGUUGGAUGUGAUGUGGUUACUUUUGGACAAUAUAUGAGACCAACUAAGAGACAUAUGAAAGUUGUUGAAUAUGUUACCCCAGAAAAAUUUGACUAUUGGAGAGAUACUGCAUUAGAAAUGGGAUUCCUUUAUGUUGCUAGUGGUCCAUUAGUUAGAUCUUCUUAUAAAGCUGGUGAAGCAUUUAUUGAAAAUGUAUUGAAAAAGAGAAGACAUAAUGUUGGUGAAGCACCAAGAUUGGAACAACAAAUUAAUCCUAAGUUGUUUGCGAAGGCUGGAUAA
Hemisphaericaspora subhashii is the source of this 1188-nucleotide messenger RNA. RefSeq names its product putative lipoate synthase (gene LAB5). The coding region runs from base 1 to 1188 and encodes 395 amino acids. NCBI's taxonomy places the organism in Eukaryota, Fungi, Ascomycota, Pichiomycetes, Serinales, Debaryomycetaceae. The transcript has a single exon. The record is from RefSeq and is a predicted model, not a curated record. Gene Ontology annotation, biological process: lipoate biosynthetic process. Gene Ontology annotation, cellular component: mitochondrion. Gene Ontology annotation, molecular function: 4 iron, 4 sulfur cluster binding; lipoate synthase activity.